AUGGAGUCAGAACUGAACAUCUCCAUCGACAAGCUCGAGGACCAGCUCAUCGAUAACCCCGAUGCGUCUACAACUCAACAGCUAGCUGAGCUGUCCUAUGAUCAGACCUUCCAGAAAAAGCUCAAUGAGAGAGCUGAGCAAAUGUACAACGCGUCUAGCGGAGGCAAGGGCGAGAAGGGCUUUGGAAACAUCUUCCUGCUUCUUGUGACAAAGCCUUACCUCGAGUAUGAGUACAAGGAUUGCGAAACCUUGGGUGUGGAACUAAGCGAGUGGUUCGUUUCAGCAGAUUACGAGAUUCUUCAAAUAAAGGAGUUGCCGGGCAGAAAGCUUGCUUUUGAUCUAGAUAGCUUCACUAUGGAAGGCCCGCUCGAUGAUCUUGUCUAUUUCGUCAUGGGUGAGUUCAAGCCGGAAGGACACAAAAGAGUCCAAUUGGAAUGGAUCAAAAGAAACUGCCAGGCUUUAGUUGAACACGGCAAAUUCUCUAGCAUUGUCGAUGCUCUUAUAUCCGCAAUUGACCUUGCAAGCAAGCAUGCAUCUCCAACAGCAGACCGACUCUUCAAAUUGCUAACCAUAACCUACUUUAUCGUGUGUGUCGAGAUUUCCAAAGACUCAGAUUCCGCUUUGGCGGUGCUACUGGAACUGAAUUUACUCGGCAGACUUGUCAGGGUCGUGGAAGAGUGGAAGAUUGACCCGAAGAUCCCAGUCCGCAUCCGAAACGUCAUUCUUCUCAUAUGGAAGCUCAUACUACUUGAAUUCGGCAACAGUGAGCACUUGACCAAAGUUGAUGAGUACCUCAAUCGGAAACACGAUUUGAUUGGCAAGAAGGAUGGAUCCCCCAAGAGCCUUACUUGCUCUCCCUUGGAGUACUACACUUUUAGAGAGGAUCUAUUGGACAAGUACCCGGUACUAUCGAAAGAUGUUCCCAAAUGCUACAAGCCGCCACUCAAUGAGGAAUCAGAUGCUCAUGAUGAAGAUACUGAGAACCAUCAAGCUUUCAUGGCUGCCAACUCCACAGCAUCACUUUCAAACCUUCUUGAAAUACCACGCACUAACAAAGCACAUUCAGUUUUGGGCCAGCUACCAGUCAAUACACUCCACAUAUCCACUCCUGUUCCGUCUCCACCAAGCACUCCUUCCGACUUUAUGUCUGGUGGUGAAAAGGUCCGCAAGCUGUACCACGUCAACCAAAGCAUGCCAUUUAUAUACCCCAGUGGAUCUAAUGAUGCCUUGCCUGAAGCCAUUAAGGAGGCAGACAAGCUUUUUCAAGAUGCUGUGUACGAGAGUUACUCUGUUAAAAGACUAUGGCGAGAACGCCAAAAGUACAUGGCCCAAGAACGUGGUACUCUUGAUCACUACAACGAUUCAGACACGGAAAGUGGUGACUUACCCGACGCCACAAAAGACCUGUCCGCUCUUCGCUCCCUCCAACGAGUUGACAGCUUUUACAAGACCUCCCUUCCGUAUUUUUCGUCCCUAGUGAAGGUUGUGAUUGAGAUCAUCAAGUCAUACAAAACUGACCUUAGUUUUCGUGACAUUGAACAAGAGAUCAACUCUACCUCUUCAUUGGUUUUCCAAUACAGCGACGGUAACACUAAUUCAUAUGAUAAAUUGAGGCAACAUAUGUUGAAACAGCUCGAGGGCGUUCACGCCAAGGAAGUAACGCUUAAGGCAGCAACAUCCAUCAUUAGUCUCUUACUCAAAUGGUUUAAAGCCAGUCAUGUCAUCAAAAGUCAUUACUUCGGCUCGAUAUUGUUCGAUGAGCAAUAUCUAAAUGUGUUCGUUGACUUUAUGAACAAUUCUCUCAACAAUACCGACUUUCAAGAUUAUGAAGAGAAUAAUAAGUCAUUUGCGCCCAAUGAAGUUGUUAUGGCACAGAAUAGACUUAUGAAUCCAAGCAUAAGCAUACCUCAAUUCGACUUUUUUGCUGUUUGCAGCCUUAAGAGUUUCCAGGAUGCGCCAGUUCACCUCAUCAACAAAACGCCGAUUUCCGAGUUACCAUCAAAAGUUGACGAUGAUAAUCAUAAUGUCGUCCGCUUGACAAAGUUCAAUAAAACCUAUUGCCAUAUAUUGGCGAACCAAUUGCAUAUCGUGAACAAGAUUUUAAUCAAAGGAGUCACUCAAAGGAUUUUUGCAUUUAUCGAGACGAAACCAACAGACUUGUUGAAGUUCAUAUUACUCAACUACAUAAACGACAGCUUCAAGAUUCCAAUUCUCAAAGUCUUCAAAAAGGUCAUACCAUUCCAAGGCCGCAAGUGGCGUGCGAUGAACAUGGAGGUGAUUUCACAAGUCUACCUUCAUUUGAAGCUCACGAUCCGAGAUAAUUGGCUUAGCGGCAGAGACCUUGAAAGUGAUUUCAACAAUUCGUUCGAUCAGGAAAUUGCCCUUCGCUCGCUACUCCAGUUCUACAAUGUACGCAAGUACCCAGAGGAAAUGAGACAGCUUGGUUACACUGUUACGAAUGAAGCGCUCAGUGGCCCCUACACCGAAGAUGAAUAA
Molecule: messenger RNA, 2496 nt
Organism: Candidozyma duobushaemuli
Lineage: Eukaryota; Fungi; Ascomycota; Pichiomycetes; Serinales; Metschnikowiaceae
Exons: 1
Coding region: 1-2496 (831 amino acids)
Biological process (GO): cytoskeleton organization
Cellular component (GO): cytosol
Source: RefSeq, a predicted model, not a curated record